AUGGAAGAACAGCAGCCGGAACCGAAAAGUCAGCGCGAUUCGGGCCUCGGCGCGGCCGUGGCGGCGGCGGCGGCCCCGGGGAGCCUGAACCUCACCAGCCUGAGCAGCCCCGCGGGCGGCGGCGGCGGCAGCAGCAGCGGCAGCGGCAGCGAUGGAGACAGCGUGCCGGUGUCCCCGCAGCCCGCGCCCCCCUCGCCGCCCGCGGCACCCUGCCUGCCGCCCCUGGCCCACCACCCGCACCUCCCCCCGCACCCCCCGCCCCUGCCGCCGCCGCCGCCGCCGCCGCAGCACCUCGCGGCACCCCACCCGCCGCCGCCGCCCGCGGCCCAGCUGCACCGCACCACCAACUUUUUCAUCGACAACAUCCUAAGGCCGGACUUCGGCUGCAAAAAGGAGCCGCCGCCGCCGCAGCAGCAGCUCCUGGUAGCGGCGGCAGCUGCGGGAGGAGUUGCAGCAGCAGCAGCAGCAGCAGCGGGAGGAGGCCGAGCGGAGCGUGACCGCGGCCAGACCGGCGCAGGUAGAGAGAGAGACCCCGUCCACCCGCUGGGCACGCGGGCGCCCGGCGCCGCCUCGCUCCUGUGCGCCCCGGACGCGAACUGUGGCCCGGCCGACGGCUCCCCGCCGGCUGUCACCGUCAGCACGGGCGCGUCCAAGGCUGGCAACCCGGCGGCGGCGGCAGCGGCGGCGGCGGCUGCAGCGGCGGCAGUGGCAGCGGCGGCGGCGGCGGCGGCGGCGACGAAACCUUCGGACAGCAGCGGCGGCAGCGGCGGCGGCGUGGGCAGCCCAGGUGGCCCCGGGGCCAAGUACCCAGAGCAUGGCAACCCCGCCAUCCUGCUGAUGGGAUCAGCCAACGGCGGGCCCGUGGUCAAAACUGACUCGCAGCAGCCUCUGGUAUGGCCCGCCUGGGUCUACUGCACGCGCUACUCGGAUCGUCCGUCCUCCGGUCCUCGCACCAGGAAGCUGAAGAAGAAGAAGAACGAGAAGGAGGACAAGCGGCCCCGAACGGCAUUCACGGCGGAGCAGCUGCAGAGACUCAAGGCGGAGUUCCAGGCGAACCGCUACAUCACGGAGCAGCGGCGGCAGACCCUGGCCCAGGAGCUCAGUCUCAACGAGUCCCAGAUCAAGAUUUGGUUCCAGAACAAGCGCGCCAAGAUCAAGAAGGCCACGGGCAUCAAGAACGGCCUGGCGCUGCACCUCAUGGCGCAGGGACUGUACAACCACUCCACCACCACGGUGCAGGACAAAGACGAGAGCGAGUAG
Suncus etruscus (white-toothed pygmy shrew) is the source of this 1260-nucleotide messenger RNA. RefSeq names its product engrailed homeobox 1 (gene EN1). The record is from RefSeq and is a predicted model, not a curated record. Gene Ontology annotation, cellular component: nucleus. Gene Ontology annotation, molecular function: RNA polymerase II cis-regulatory region sequence-specific DNA binding; DNA-binding transcription factor activity, RNA polymerase II-specific. The transcript has 2 exons. Gene Ontology annotation, biological process: neuron differentiation; multicellular organism development; regulation of transcription by RNA polymerase II. Bases 1 to 1260 code for a protein of 419 amino acids. Lineage: Eukaryota; Metazoa; Chordata; Mammalia; Eulipotyphla; Soricidae.